Molecule: messenger RNA, 3272 nt
Organism: Ostrea edulis (European flat oyster)
Lineage: Eukaryota; Metazoa; Mollusca; Bivalvia; Ostreida; Ostreidae
Product: inositol polyphosphate 1-phosphatase-like
Exons: 8
Coding region: 351-1499 (382 amino acids)
Molecular function (GO): inositol-1,4-bisphosphate 1-phosphatase activity
Source: RefSeq, a predicted model, not a curated record
UUCGAGCAGAGAAAAACGCCGAAUUGCAUUAUGGGAGAAGCACACGAUCUGAUGACGUAGUACUCACGGAAGUGUAUGAGAGAGCAGACAGAAACUUAGAAAGCCUAUCUUGUCUUUAUACUGCGAAAAAGAUGCGAGUGAUAAAAUUGGACCGACACCCAACUGUUCCGCGGUAGUAUCAACAUAUCAACUACUCCAAACGAUGUACACGAGAUUCAAAAUGGAGAAAUACAUGCCCACGUCGUCGUGCUAGUAUCGAAUAGAUGCCAUCGGGACCAAACUUUUCAAGUUUCAUAGAUAGAACAUCCAGAGAUACUGAAGCUAGUCUGCACAAAGAGCUUGACUAAGUAAUGAAGGUUCCAGCCCAAAGCUUGAUACAGGCCCUGAUAAAUGCCUCCGAGAAGGGAGCCCUCAUAGCCCGAGUAAUAAGAGCCGAGUCAGCACUUCUUGAGCUUCUGGUUCAGGAAAAGAAAGGGGAUCAGAAAAAUUAUCGAUUUGUUCAAGAUUUUAAGACACUGGCAGAUGUUUUAGUGCAAGAGACUGUUAGGCAUGAUCUUAGUGAACAGUUCCCGGGCAUUGGAGAGAAUAUACAUGGGGAAGAAAGCAACAAGUUUACCAAUGUUUUAGGGGAGUCCAUUUCUGUCAAAAUAAUGAAGGACCAAGAGGCCACUGCUCAGCUGCUAUGCUCUGUAUUAGAUGACAAUAUGGCUGCUGCUAGCAUGCUUGCCAGAGUUGCCCACGAACAGGUGAUGAUGGAUGCUGGGCCAAAACUGGAGGAUGUUUCUGUAGAGUUAGAUCUGGAAGACCUGGGAGUUUGGAUAGAUCCUAUUGAUUCGACAGCUCAGUACAUCAGUGGUGAAUGUGGAGUUCCUAAUACUUCUGGUUUAGUUUCCUGUGGGCUGCAGUGUGUGGUUGUAUUGCUGGGGGUUUACAGUCAGUCCUCAGGCCUCCCUCUCAUUGGAGUUUGUAACCGACCAUUUGUAGAAACCAACGGAGACAAAUGGACAGGUCAUUUGAUGUGGGGUGUUGCUUUGAAUGACUGCAAAGUAUUCUCCCUUCCUUAUGAGAAAACCAACAACAACAAACAAAACCUGGCUGUCCUGAUGAGUCAAAGUGAAAAAACUGAUGUUCAGAAAAAAUUCCGAGCUUCUUGUUCGGUUGACCAUGUUGCAGGAGCAGGAUACAAGCUUCUUUGUGUAAAUCAGGGUCUUGCAGAUGCUUAUGUUCUAUCUAAAAACAGUACUUAUAUGUGGGACUGUUGUGCACCACAUGCAAUCCUUCUUGCCCAAAAAGGGGGAGUGAUUAGUUACAAGAGUUUGUGUGACUUCAAUGAUGAUCCAUCAUCUUGUUCAGAGUUAAGCUUGACACAUCAGAUUACUUAUCAUUAUGACAACACUCAUGGCACAGAGUCACAGAAAUGGUGCAACCAAGAGGGUAUUGUAGCAUAUAGCUCAUUAGAGGCAUUGAAAGCUGUCAUUCUGGCAAACAGACAUAUAUGAUAUCAUUGUUUGGUAGUAAUUAAUUGCUUAUCACCUGUUACAAGAGCCAACGAGACCAGUAAAAUGUUAUUUUAGGAUUGUGUGAGAAUAUUCUGACUGAAAUAUUGUUUUACUCCCCCUGCCCCUGCACAGAAUUUUUUUUUUCUGAAGAAGUUAAUUCCUUGACAAUUGUUCAACUUAGCCCAUUGUGAUGUUGGUAGAUCCAUUAGUAGAAUAUUUACCUACCUUAAGGAGGUAUACUACAUCGUCAUAAUGGUCGACUUCUUAUUAAUAAAUACCUUAAAACAUAAAUGGAAAUAUAAUUAUCAGCAACAUUUCAAUUUGAUUACCUUCCAUAGUGGCUCAGUAGGUUUUUGUGUCAACUGCAGAACUGUGGAUCGCAGGUUCGAGUCCAGCAGUGGUUUUUAAUUUUUGUUUAGAUUAAUUUCUACCAAAACUGCAUUGUUUGACUAAUUAAAGUUAAUUUAAAGUUUUCAAUUUCAAAACAUUCUUGUACACAUCCUUCACUUUUCAUCCAUAUAUAUUUCUCUGUUGUAGUAUUCCUCCUUAAUUGUUCUAGAGAUCAAAAUGUGAGUCAUCAAGGGAAAACAAGCAAUGUUUUAAAGGUGAUAAAGCUUAAAUGUAAGAGGUGUAGUUCUUAGAAUGCAGACUGUUGCAACAGUUGCUAUGAUGUUUAGUCGCUGUUGUGUAAUAUACACAUGUGAUACUUAACCCAUCUUAAUUUAUAUAUUGUACUAGUCAUUUUUUUGAUGUGGCAUUAUAAACACAGAUCUUGCUGUAAGUGGAACAAAAUGCACCAAUCAAUCUGCAAAAGACUGUAUUCACAGUACAGCAGUGCACCAUCAGUCACGAUUACCAACAGUUCCAAAGCAAUUUAUUUCUUCAGUAAUCUUCUUAGUGUAUAAAGAUGUUAUGCGCAAAGAUGCUCCAUUCAGAAAACUAAAGGUCAUCUUUGCUAACUUAUUUGAAUACUACGACAUGGUUACUGGCAGUAGAAUGUUGUAUUUUGCACUGUUGUAAAGUGUGACAUUCUUUACUACCUAUCCUAUCUCCACCUCAGUAAAGGAACUUUUAAUAAAUGUGAUUGACAGGUGUAAAAAACUGUAUUGUGAUUUGUUUUGUAUUUCUUUUUCAAUCAUUUUGAUCUGUAAACCUCCACAAGUCAAAACAUUUCUUAUGUGGGCUAAUGAUUAAGAUACGUAAUGUAGUAUACCAACAAAACCUGAACCAAUAUCUACGAUGUAAUACAGCCAUGUCUUUUUCUGAUGCUUAGAUAUUUGACUGUUUUAUUUUGAAGUCUUAAGUGCUUUACAAUCAGCAUUCAUUAUAUCAUUGUAGGAUGAUGCAAUGUACAGACUGAAAUGUGUGAAUGAAAAAUUAUCUUUUCUAUUCCUCUUUUAAUGUCUAGAGAUGCUUGUGCAAGGAAUUUAUGAACAAUUCAGUUUUCUUCAGAUAUACUGUUAUAUACAUAUAUACCUGUACAUAUAAUUGCAAUUUAGCUUCUCAUCACCCCCUCUUUCUGAAGUGCCCCAUAGCCCAUAGAAAUUAGAUUAAUCAGAUUGGGAUGUAAAAUAAUUGACCUGUAGUUGUUGUUCAGUGGUCAUUGUUGGAUUGAUACACUUAAGUCAUAUUAAUUUCACAGAAUUAUCAUAAUAUUGGAGGCACUUUGAAAUGGUUUGGUAUGCAGAUACAGUGCAUAUGUGUACAUCAUACUUUUUGGUAUUUGUUCCAGUAGCAAUUUUAAAUGCACAUUAAAAUGUUGUUCUUGAGUUA